Messenger RNA from Sturnus vulgaris (Common starling), 3713 nucleotides. RefSeq names its product kelch like family member 41 (gene KLHL41). Gene Ontology annotation, biological process: regulation of skeletal muscle cell differentiation; regulation of myoblast proliferation; regulation of myoblast differentiation. The record is from RefSeq and is a predicted model, not a curated record. Gene Ontology annotation, molecular function: protein binding. NCBI's taxonomy places the organism in Eukaryota, Metazoa, Chordata, Aves, Passeriformes, Sturnidae. Gene Ontology annotation, cellular component: M band; cytoskeleton; sarcoplasmic reticulum membrane.
CACAGCUGUACGGACCCGCCAGUUCCCUCUGCCUGUCACACUGGGAGCACUGGGAGCACCUCCAUUUAACACGCUUGUAACCUCCACUGUUCUCACGAUUGUCCUUUCUCCCUCCCCUGACAACACAAAUUCGGCCAUGCUGUUUCAGUCACCAUUUUAUGGCAGGUAGCUACCAUUUUUUUUAUAACUUCAUGGCUUCUGUAUUUAUGUAUUGCCCUUUGGCUGCCAGGACCAGGCACUGCUUUGCCAUUUUACACAGCACUAUGUCAGAAAAUGAAACCUCCUCUUUCUGCACACGGGGACCACUGUUUGAGACAAGGCAGUAUGACUAUGCAGUUUGAUGCUCAAUUUAACGUAUUCAUAUACAGAGUGAUGUACUUUCCCAUAAUGAUUAUGUUUGAAUUAAAUUUCCAUAACUUGUUUAAUGAUUUGCAACACAGAAAUACCAUCAUACAUAGAACAUUUUGUAUGUAGGCAUAUUGGCUGUGUUAUUGAUAGCUUUAAGGAAAAGCAAUUCUGUUCCAAAUAAUAGCUUUCAUAUCUCAUAAUUUUGCUAAAUGUUUAGCACGUGUUAUUCCAAGUAUUUAAUUGUAAUUGUAUUUAAUUGUAAUCCAGAUAUCCUGAUACAGUUGUUUGUUUGUUUGUUUUUGCUAGGGCACUUUUUAAAGCAAUGAUCUAGAAAACAGGACACAUGCAAAUACCUUCUGUAUGUGAGUCAUUAGACCUUUUAUGAUGUUAUGUGUUAUAGAGAAAUGAGUCAUUUAUUGUUUAAAGGAAGACACAGCUGUUACGUUUUCUAAUGAGAUAAAACCUCUGCGCUGUUUUCUAUAAAUGGCAAGUCAAAUGAGCUUUCCUCUCAGCUGUUGUUUCAGCAGCUGACUGUUAAAGUAACUGUGGUGUGCAUGUAAUACUGGUGAUUGUAGAAAAUCUUUCAAAGGAUAUAUUUUAAUGAAAUACUAUCUAUGCUAAAAAGCAGUCAUUACUUCAAUAAACUUUUUUAUUGUUGUAAAUCUUGCAUUCAAGUAGUUGUAUUUUGAUCCUGUUUCCAUUACUUUCAAAGAACAUUUUAGCAUAUGGGUCGAGAUUUCAAUUUGAAUUAUUUUGGAAAGCAAAACUUUACCGGAAAUAACAUAUAUUUUAUCUCUAAACAAUAGUGUUUGGUUUAAAACCAAAUGGAUAUUAAGAAGCAGCCCAAUAUUUCGAGGUCUUCAUAUCAGAAGGAAUUGUAUAUGUGAUAUGGUUAGGUAUAAAAAUAAUCUUAGAACAAGGCAGUUGAUACAAAGUUAUGGAGUUUGUUAGUAUCUUUAUGACUGCAGCAAUGAGCUGUAUUAAGCAACUCUGAAAAAGUGAAUAGUAAUUAAAACUGACAACUCGAUUAAUAAUAUUUCUAUUUCAGAAUAUUUAGCAACAUGUAAUUGUGCAGUCUUGCUCAUAGCUGUCUCUGUGAGGGUCAGAUUCUGCUGUCCUUACUCACGUCAAUUUAUUACAUUACACAUAAUCUUACUGAUUCAAUGUGGAGAAUGAUGGCAAAACCUGACCAUAGUGACUAAGAGCAACAGUUGCUUCUUUCAGUCUUUGACAGCUGCAAGAGCAAGUCUGUUUUUCCAAACCGUCCAUACCAAAUUCCGACCUGUAAGAGUAUGUACCUAUAUUUAGCUAGUGAGAUUAAGUUGCAGAGGCUUCAAGCAGGGCAAAAAGCACAUUGGUCUGCCUUUUUUACAAACCUUUGGGCAGACAACAGCUAAAGACAGCUAAAUCUUUCUACUCCCUCCCCUUUCCCAAGUGUUUGCGAAAUGGAUUCCCAAAGGGAACUCACUGAAGAGCUCAGACUUUACCAAUCCACCCUCCUUCAGGAUGGCCUCAAGGAACUCCUUGAAGAGAAAAAGUUUGUAGAUUGCUCUCUAAAAGCUGGUGACAGAAGCCUGCCUUGCCACAGAUUGAUUCUGUCGGCAUGUAGCCCUUAUUUUCGUGAGUAUUUCUUAUCUGAGCAAAAUGAAGAGAAAAAGAAGGAGGUAGUUCUAGAUAAUGUUGACCCCAACAUCCUGGAAAUGAUUGUCAAAUACCUUUAUUCAGCAAGUAUUGAUCUCAAUGAUUCUAAUGUGCAAGAUAUUUUUGCUUUGGCCAGCCGCUUUCAGAUCCCUUCUGUAUUCACUGUGUGCGUCUCCUAUCUUCAGAAGAGGCUCGCUGUUGGUAACUGUCUGGCCAUCCUUCGGUUAGGUGUUCUGCUUGAUUGCCCAAGACUUGCAUUUUCUGCCCGUGAUUUUGUUUCAGAUCAUUUUGUGCAGAUCUGCAAAGAAGAGGACUUCAUGCAGCUUGCCCCGCAUGAACUUAUCUCAGUUAUUUCACCUGACAGUUUAAACGUAGAGAAGGAGGAGCUGGUAUUUGAAGCAGUAAUGAGAUGGGUCCGAACAGACAAGGAGAACAGAGUAAAGAGCCUGGGGGAAAUUUUUGACUGCAUACGUUUUCGUCUAAUGCCAGAAAAAUAUUUCAAAGAACAGGUUGAGAAGGAUGAUAUAAUUAAAAGCAACUCAGAACUUCAGAAAAAAGUAAAGAUUAUUAAGGAUGCUUUUGCUGGAAAACUGCCUGACUCUAGCAAAAGCACAGAAAAGUCAACCAAAGGGGAGGUGAAUGGUGAUGUAGGAGAUGAAGAUUUACUGCCGGGCUACCUAAAUGACCUUCCCAGGCAUGGCAUGUUCGUCAAAGACCUGAUUCUUCUGGUUAAUGACACAGCUGCAGUGGCCUAUGAUCCUCUUGAAAAUGAAUGCUACCUAGCAGCCCUCGCAGAACAGAUUCCCAGAAAUCAUUCCAGUAUAGUCACCAAACAAAAUCAAGUCUAUAUUGUUGGAGGACUCUAUGUGGAAGAGGAGAACAAGGAUCAGCCUUUCCAGUCAUACUUCUUCCAGCUGGAUAGCAUUGCUGGUGAGUGGGUUGCCCUUCCUCCUCUGCCAUCAGCCAGGUGUCUCUUCGGGCUGGGAGAGUCAGACAACAAGAUCUAUGUAAUAGCAGGCAAGGACCUUCGCACUGAGGAGUCGCUAGAUUCAGUACUGUGCUAUGACCCUGUGGCAAUGAAAUGGAGUGAGAUCAAAAAACUGCCCAUCAAAGUAUAUGGCCAUGCAACUAUCUCAAACAAUGGAUUGAUAUAUUGUCUUGGUGGAAAAACUGAUGACAAGAAAUGCACUAAUAGAUUAUUUGUCUACAAUCCCAAGAAAGGAGACUGGAGAGACCUGGCUCCAAUGAAAGUGCCUCGCUCGAUGUUUGGAACAGCCAUCCAUAAGGGCAAGAUUGUCAUUGCAGGUGGUGUCACUGAGGAAGGCCUUACAGCAUCUGUUGAAGCUUUUGAUCUGACCACCAAUAAAUGGGAGGUAAUGCCUGAAUUUCCCCAAGAGAGAAGUUCCAUUAGUUUAGUCACUUUAAGUGGAGCUUUGUAUGCUAUUGGAGGCUUUGCAAUGAUUCAACUUGAAUCUAAAGAAUUUGCACCUAGUGAAGUCACUGACAUAUGGAAGUAUGAUGAUGAGAAGAAGGAAUGGGUUGGCAUACUGAAAGAGAUCCGAUACGCUACUGGAGCCUCCUGCCUGGCCACACGCUUAAACCUCUUCAAGUUAUCAAAACUGUAAACAAAAUGCUGGAAGAUAAGGUGAUAGGAUGAGGGAGUUUUGAUAGGCUCUUCUGGUUUUGUUGCAUGAAAAUGUCGCCAAAUUGUACAGUUUUGUAGA